UGAUAUAUUCCGUUGCAAUAAGAUAAAUAUUUUAGUGAUUUUAAUAAAUAUUUUUACAGGAUAAAUAAUAUACGCUUUAUAAUAUUACAAAUGGAUUAUUUUAAAGUUCUUCUAAUAAUUUCUUGUCUUUUCUGUUUAAUUUCAGGGCUAGGCGACGAAGAUAUUACAUGCAGAGCUACAAGUUGCAAGAAUGCUGUAUGUGAUCCGGUAAACUCAAAAUGUAGCACAAGUAUCACGAAUUCAGGCGUUUACAUGCUUUCCCCUGAUAUUUGUAAUUGUUGCGAGUACUGCCUUCAAAACCUAGCGCAAGGCGAUACUUGCAGUGUUGGGGAUCCUUCACAGAAUAAAUUUACAUCAAUAUGUGGACCAGGAUUGGCUUGCUUAGUAUCAAGUGAAAGUAGCUCUGAUGGAACAUGCCAACCAAUGUCCACCUCAUGUGCCAAAGAACAGCAGAGCUACGACAUCAGGAGGAAAAAUGGUUAUUUGGGUACCAUGGAAACCAGAGCCUUGUGCGAUGAAGAUGGCUUCUAUGGUAAAUACAAGUGCAUACCUGGACAAUCAUGCUAUUGUCUUCAUUCAAACGGCUCUAGGAUAUUUGGAGAAAAGAAUUAUAAUACUCUCAAUGACUAUAUGUCUUGUGCAUGCUCUCGAGCUUAUUAUGAUGCAGUAGAUACUAUUGGUCGUGAACUGUACCCCCACGAACAUUUCAAGUGCAAUUCGGAUGGAAGUUUUGCCUCCCUCCAGUGCAUAAAUGAAGAAUGUUUGUGUGUAGAUAGUCAAGAUGGCGCACCAACAUAUCCCGACGAUGCCUUAGUUAAAAUAGAUGAAAUAAACAAGGAAACUUUGCCUUGUUAUACAUCUACAAAGCAAGGGCAGUAUUAUACUAAAUGUGAAAAAGAGUUUUUGAAUAUAUAUAAAGAAGUUCAAGAGCUAAAGCGUAAAAAUAGCUACAAUCUCAUACUUGGGUAUAAGUAUCCCAAAUGCGAUUUGGAUGGCAGCUAUCAGGCAGUUCAGGAAAAUUUUACUCAUAAAUACUGUGUGGAUAAGGAAGGCAAUAUGCUAACUAGUCCUAUUCUGAAAACUAACUCUUUAGCGGCAGCUAUGGAUUGUAAAUGUGUUAGGGCUACGUUAUUAAUAUCAACAGCAGAAAAGCCCUCAUGCCAAGAAAAUGGCAACUACGAACAGGUGCAGUGUAGGAGAGGAGUCUGCAGAUGUGUAGAUUCCGAUGGUAACCAGAAGUGUAGUAGUACUACAAAGUUAUGCGAAGAAAUGGACGAAAAAGAGUCUACCAAGUUGACGUGUUCUUAACCAUAUAUUAUUUUAUAUUAGUAUAUUAUGCUAAGCAUA
Messenger RNA from Anthonomus grandis grandis, 1347 nucleotides. RefSeq lists its product as uncharacterized. The transcript is spliced from 9 exons. NCBI's taxonomy places the organism in Eukaryota, Metazoa, Arthropoda, Insecta, Coleoptera, Curculionidae. Bases 91 to 1308 code for a protein of 405 amino acids. The record is from RefSeq and is a predicted model, not a curated record. Gene Ontology annotation, biological process: cell-matrix adhesion. Gene Ontology annotation, cellular component: extracellular region; basement membrane.